Messenger RNA from Rubroshorea leprosula, 1795 nucleotides. The record is from the annotation of a GenBank genome assembly. NCBI's taxonomy places the organism in Eukaryota, Viridiplantae, Streptophyta, Magnoliopsida, Malvales, Dipterocarpaceae.
CUCCAACUAAUUCUCCACGUGUUGCCCUCUAAAUUCUCCAUUAAUCCACGCGCUUAAACUCGCGUGGAUUUAGCUCUAUCCUCUAGCCUCGGUACCGUUAUUUCCCGCUAAAGACCUGUUCUAGUUUGACGCACACAUAAACCCAACUCCCUCCUCCUCCCUUCAUUUCACUUUUCAAUUACAGGGAUUUGCAGAAUUGGUGAGGCGUCAGCCAUGGAUGAAGAGUACGAUGUGAUAGUUCUCGGGACAGGUCUCAAGGAAUGCAUUCUUAGCGGUCUUCUCUCUGUUGAUGGACUCAAAGUAUUGCACAUGGACAGAAAUGACUAUUAUGGAGGAGAGUCAACUUCUCUCAAUCUUACACAGCUCUGGAAGCGUUUCAAGGGAGAUGAUAAGCCUCCAGAAGACCUGGGCUCAAGCAAGGAGUAUAAUGUUGACAUGAUUCCUAAGUUCAUGAUGGCUAAUGGUGGCCUGGUCCGUGUUCUCAUCCACACCAAUGUUACCAAGUAUCUCAACUUCAAGGCUGUAGAUGGUAGUUUUGUGUAUAACAAAGGGAAGAUCUACAAAGUUCCAGCAACUGAUGUUGAAGCACUGAAAUCACCAUUAAUGGGGCUAUUUGAGAAGCGCCGUGCAAGAAAGUUUUUCAUUUAUGUCCAAGACUAUGAAGAAAAUGACCCAAAGUCUCAUGAAGGACUGGACCUGAACAAAGUUACUGCAAGACAGGUUAUCUCAAAGUAUGGCCUAGAAGAUGAUACAAUUGAUUUCAUUGGCCAUGCCUUGGCACUCCACAUUGAUGAUAGUUACUUGGAUGAGCCAGCAUUGGAUUUUGUAAAGAGAAUGAAGCUCUAUGCAGAAUCUUUGGCACGGUUUGAAGGAGGAUCUCCUUAUAUCUAUCCACUCUAUGGACUAGGAGAAUUGCCUCAGGCAUUUGCUCGUUUAAGUGCUGUUUAUGGUGGAACUUACAUGCUCAACAAGCCAGAAUGUAAGGUAGAGUUUGAUGGCAGUGGUAAAGCCAUUGGUGUGACCUCUGAAGGAGAAACAGCUAAGUGCAAGAAAGUUGUUUGCGAUCCCUCUUAUUUGCCAGAUAAGGUUAAAAAGGUUGGAAGAGUUGCUCGUGCGAUAUGUAUAAUGAGCCAUCCCAUCCCUGAUACUCAUAAUUCCCACUCAGUACAAGUGAUUUUACCUCAGAAGCAACUUGGUCGUAAAUCCGAUAUGUACCUCUUUUGUUGCUCAUAUGCUCACAAUGUAGCUCCCAAGGGAAAAUUCAUUGCUUUUGUUUCAACAAUAGCAGAGACUGACACACCUGAGGUAGAACUGAAGCCUGGAACUGAUCUACUGGGACCUGUAGAUGAGAUAUUUUAUGAUAUUUAUGACAGAUAUAUCCCAGAAAAUGACAGUGAAGCUGACCACUGCUACAUAUCUACCAGUUACGAUCCAACAACACACUUUGAAAGCACAGUGAAUGACGUGCUUGCAAUGUAUAGUAAGAUUACCGGAAAGACUCUUGAUCUAACUGUGGACCUCAGUGCUGCAAGUGCUGCUGCUGAAGAAUGACGUUCUUCUAAGCUUUUUACUUUACAUGCAAAGCCAUAAGCAGAGGGGCUUAAUUCUCCCUUCUGCUUUCAUUUUUUUUAUAUGCAAAAACCAAACUAGCUACAUUUUUAAUAUUUAAUUCUCGUUUUAUUUGUAUCAGCUGCAUCCCAAAAUUAUGAUUGGGUUGGCUCUUGAGCUUGGGAUCACAAGGACAUUUGUUUACUUCUCCUUUUAGUCUUGCUUUAAAUGAAUUAAAUAGUUGCUU